Molecule: messenger RNA, 17100 nt
Organism: Pocillopora meandrina
Lineage: Eukaryota; Metazoa; Cnidaria; Anthozoa; Scleractinia; Pocilloporidae
Source: the annotation of a GenBank genome assembly
AUGGGAUCCUCUCGGAAACACAGCGAGUAGACAGGUCGUCUUAACUAAUAUCGGAACUGAGACUUCGAGCGUUUUGUGAUCAACAUUCCUCUGUAGUUUUAUCGCUAGAGUUCCACUUGUUUUAGAUUUCUCUUGGAGGGGUUAUUGAGCAGCGAGUUUAGUUCUCAAAGAGUGGCGUGGUUAACAUUUUGAUAUUGGGUACAAUCGUAAAUUUCGUUCCAAUACAAUUGAGCUUCGCCUUCGAAUCUCCUGGUUUUAACGUUCACCUCAAUAUGCCUUCGUCAGCUUUUCCUCCACAAAUUACCAAGCACUACGAACUGAGGCAAACCAUUGGAAGUGGUAGGUGGCUGAGUUAUAAGAUUUUAAAUUAAUUGAAGGAAUUAAGUUUGUAAUUUGCAAAUUUGGAAUUCGGUAAAUAUCCGUCGACAUUCAUGCAGCCGGUCUCAGUUGAGGGUCCAAGAACCAAAUUACGUUCGAAUGCAUUGUGUUCUUCACGGCUAAUAAAUUCGAAGGAAACAGUUUCCAUCGAUCUUUUAUUCCUCGGAUCGUGAAUUUAAAUAUAAGCUUUAUCAGUUUAUGCUUUAACGCUUUCUUACGAACGAUCUGAACUGUGCAUGUAUUGCUCAUUUUGAUUUUUUGCAUAUUUUUCACGAAGGUCGGUAUAUACUUCACAAAUAUUAAUCUAUCAAGAAUUAUCUUGUCUAGUUUGGCAGUUUUUAUUUAUUAUUAGGAAUCGAGGAAGCUAUUGCUUUAACUGCUGUUUCGGCUUUGGCUGUUAGAAAACCUAACUUUCUUACGGAACGUGGGCGACUAACAUUUGUCCUCGAAAACCAAUAUGCGAGGUUGAAAUUUCGCAGUUUGACAGGAGUCAUUUAAUCGAGUGAAAUAAUAAACUUAUCUGAGAAUGUACUUAAAACUAUUUGCCUUUUGUAAGAUUUGAAAAACAAGUCUUCUCUGAAUACAGCUCGAUUUCUUUUUUCACCUUUUGGUAAGCUUAUAUUCACAUGUAUGUCACGAAGAGCUUGUUAAUUGUGGUCAGUUACGUGCGUGGCAUAAGCGUCGGGUCAAUUUUGGUUUAACGACGCAUGGAAAUGCGUUGGAUAUGAGGUUUCUAAAUAAAAUACAAUACCAUUUGUUCGAACGUUAUCAGACUACUUUUUUUUUAAUCAGAUCUGACUCAGCGCUGUCUAUCCUGUAGCAGAUAAAAGAACUCGUUUGCUUCCAAUUGUACACACUUUUGUUUAGACUAAAGACAAGCACGUUUUAAAAUGAAAAUUCCGUAUAUGCACACUGUCAAUACUUCCGUAAUUUGCAAAUGAGUUCGAAGUCCUACAAGCGAUAAAUCUGUAUGAGUUACUCCACUGUCGCAAAAUCUAGCAAAUAGUCGUUCACUUAACCAUAAUAUUUCUGGAUUCAGAAAUUAUGGUUUCAGAAAUCAAUGUCGUCUGCUUGAAUUUAAAUUAUAAAUCUGCCAAUACUAUGUGGUAGUGAACACAUUGUUAAAUCAGAAUGAUGUUGUGUCGGGUAAUUGAAAAAAUUAGCAUGUAUUAACAUAAAUUUUUCCAUGCAGCUGCAUGACACCUUUACUUUUGUUCUGAAACAAGAUUAUAUUUUUCAUUCACCUUCCUUUUGUUUCUUUAUCUAAGAUAACAAUCUAACACAGAGCAAAAAAGACAAACAUUCAAUUUAAUUUGUUUUACUCUUAAGUAUGUAUGAAGCCAAAACAGAAUCUACAGGAUUCAGUCGCUGAUAACGUAAAUGUAAAUAAUACACGAUAAUGUACUUUUAAGGUGUCUAAUCAACUGACUUUGAAAAAUAAUCCUUGGAGCAUUUAUCAAAAGCCUUUGUUACAAGAAAUUUGCUUGUUUAUAAGUGAGACUUUCCCUUUUGAGAGAUUUGUUUGAUUGAGUUGUUAUCACAAGGUUUUGCAGUUUUAAUACCAACCUUGUGAUACAUUUGUUAAAUAACAUGAAAAGAGUUUUGAAAUAGCAAGGAAGAGUGAUAAUAUGUUUGUGAAUGCUUUUUUUUUCAUCAAGGAAGAUUGCAGUUAUACAAGGGAUUAUUUCAAACAAUGCUCACUUAGGAUUUAAUUUUUGCUGCCUCAAUAUUCCCUAUCAUGUUUUUCAACUUUUAAAUCGCAUUUAAAUAAUCAGUUAGAGACCAUGGUUCAACAUUUUCUUGUCUUUAAAUGGGAUGAAAAGUUCUUUGUCUAUUUUUAUUCAUUUCAGGUGGGUUUGCAAAGGUCAAGCUUGCAAUUCACCAGCAAACGGGAGAGAAGGUAUGAAACAAACGUCUCCUUUAAAAGCAAGGUGGUUUUUGUUUCCCAGGUUUCUUUGUUAGUAUAAAGAGAAUGAACAGUGACCUUCUCAGGGUUUUUCAUUUGGAAAUGUAAUAGAUGUAUGGUUUAAACUUGGUUGAAUUGGAUUAUGCUGGUAAACAAAUGUCACAAGCAUGGCCCUGUGUUGCUCUCUGAAAGCGGAUUUCCGACAUUCUGGGACAUACUUGACUAACUAUUCUUAGCGAGACCUUGACUGAAGAAUCAGUUUUGAAAAAUACUCAUUUUCUGCCUUUGAUCACAAAGUUACUGGUGAUCUAUUUGAUGAUAACCCUCAUCUCACAAUGCAGCCAACAACCUUAAUAUGUACCUCCAGUUGCAGUACUAUUUCAGCACUCCUGUCAUGUGAGCUACAAAGCCACAUGUUAAGAGCAAAACAAAUUUAUAUGGCUUCUUUUUUCCCCAUAGAGGAGUCUGAUCAGUUAUAGGGCUCCUUUCAUGAGCACAUUUGCCAGUGAAAACAUACUAGACAGUGUCAAUGCAGUAUAAGGAUUGUAGUAACAGUUGAAGUAUAAUGAACAGGUUUUUUAAAAGUUAUAAAAUAAUUUGAGAUAAUUGCAGGGUUUUUAUUAGAAGCCAGGUCCUGGGCACCCAUCUCCUUUGAACAAAGUACUUGGCUACUUAAAGUACGAAAUUUUUUAAAAAAUCGUCAAGAAAAAAUUAUCAACCUUAAUAAAUAUUAACUCUUCCCAGGAUGAUUGAAACCAUUUUUCAGCACAAAUUUACCAAUAACUUGCCAUCAGAUCAUGGAAAUAAAAUUUACUUUGACGAGAAGGCUCUGCGCGAUAAUCACAUUCUUCCUGAAGUGCUUGAUUACAGUAGCUAUUAAAUAACUCGUUUUUUUGGCUUUCAAAGCUAAAAUAUUCUGAGCAAGUGAAAGAAACUUGAAAAACUUUUUUCCAAUUUAAUUUUCUUUCAAGAUUAAACCAAGAAAUGCAUUCAAGAACAUAUCAAAAAUUUCAAAUGUGAAAAUCUACUUCAGCCUGUACUGACGCUGAAAAUUUGCCAGUUACACCCUUUAUCAGUUUACAAGUUUAUGUUAGCUUGUUAUUGUGAGAAAAUGGGAGGCUCUGACAACAACAGUAGUGUUUUGAUUUAGCUAUAGCUGUAUAGUGAAAUAAAAAAAAUUCUCCUAGAGUAUCAUUCUUUUUUACUAUAAUUAGAAUAAGUAUGCGUCAUAGCAAGAUUUCUUUUCCAAAUUGUAGGAAAAUACAGUUCUGGGAGACUUGCAUUUUAAAAAUUUCCCAAGGGAGCUUGAGCGGUUUGGGCCUUCAGCUCUCAAUUUUACAGGGUACCCGCCUAUUCACAAGGCAGUGCCCUUCUACUUCAAAAGUUAAUGAAAACCCUGUAAUUGUAUUGUUCAAGGACUCAAAGCAUGUAUUGUAAACACAACCCUGCUAAAUAUCCAGGGCUAGUUCAGUCAGAAUCCAUUUAACACCAUGGUUAAUCUGACCACACCUAAAAUUACACACAGCUGUCAUGCUGGUUUAAAUGUGAAUUAGCCUGGUUGAACUUUGAAGAGCUCCCUUUCCCCUUCCCCUCCUUUUUUUUAAGUUUUAUUUAUGAGCAAAGUAAAUGUUUGUACUCUUUACGUGUAUGUACAUCUGUCCAUACAUGUAUUUAACACUGUGAUUACCCUUGAGAUAGACAAACCAGUUGAAUACACUGUAUCUAUGAUGAAGUGUAUACAUCUUAAGUGUAUGAACCUGAAUUUGACUUGGCUUGGCUGCGUUAGUGUAGUUUGCUACCAAAUGUUUAGUGUUCCACAGAAGGACUGGAUCUCUCACAAUAAAUACAUAGUUUGUAUUUUUAUCCAGUCAAGUUCAUUUACUUAUUAAUAAUUAUUUUUAGGUUUUUUGGGGGUCCUUUUACCAGAGUUUUUUUUUGGAAAUGAGACAAUAUUUGUUUGGUUAGUGCCCAUUACUGAAACAAAUGUAUUACUGUUAAAAGUGUUUCUCAUCAUUAAGUUAAAGUAUUGUCAUUCUUACACCAGGUUGCAAUAAAAGUUAUGAACAAGAAAGAACUUGGUGUAAGUACAAUUAUAUAAUUUUCUAUCCAUUGAAGGUCACUUCUGAUCAUAUUUUAACACCUUUAUGUAUAACUGAGUCUCCAGAAGGAGUAACAGUACAUGUUUCUCUCUGAACAUCAUAUUUCUUGUAGCUUUCAAAAGUAAGCAAAGGAAAACAGUCCUAGAUAUACUCCUUUCUAGUGUAUCUGUAGAAUAUCAGGCUUGCCUUUUUGUCCAUUAUUUAAUUUUUUUUUGUCCAGUCUUCUUGUUGUUGUUGUUGUUGUUGUUAUUGUUGUUGUUGUUGUUGUUGUUAAUUAUUAUUAUUAUUAUUAUUUGUGUAAUAAUACAAUGUAGGAGUAGCAAUAAUAGCAAUAGUCCUAAGCUAUAGUGUGCUUUGCUCUACUCACAGCAGUGUAAGUCACUGUGGGUCAAAUGGGCCAAGUUCUUAAUUAUAAUUAAUAGACCAUUUUUUCUUACUGUAUUAUUUAGUCUGACCUGCCAAGAGUCCAACGUGAAAUAGAGGCUCUAAAGAACCUUAGUCAUCAACAUGUGUGUCAGCUUUAUCAUGUCAUCCAGACAGAUGAAUACAUAUUCAUGGUCAUGGAAGUAUGUUCCUCUUAACUACAUGUAUUUUUGAUAUUAAAUAUAUAACAAUAAUGUUACUUCUCAUAUCCUUAUCCAGUCUGUGUUAAUUGCUGUGAUGGCACAUAAUUCAGAGGUUGAAUUGAAGGAAUCCUAUUUAUGGUGUCAAAUUACAUGCCUUGAGUUUUAAAACAAACUAAAUGACUGAAAAUCAUUGAAGAACACUUUUUCCCAGUCUGCAUCUGGGAACAUGUGUAGCUAGUGGAAAUUUGUUGGUACAGGAUAAUUUUUGAGGAAAUGUGCUUGGAUAAUUAUGAAGUUGGUAUUUAGGAGAGUUGAUUCUGCUUUUGAAAAUGUCCUCUGAUUAACUGAUUGUCUGAAUUUCAUUAUUUCAGUAUGCCCCAGGUGGAGAAUUGUUCGACUACAUCGUAGCAAAGGAUAGGCUCAAGGUAGAAUAUAAGUUAGACUGUAUUACCAUGUUUUAUUGUUAAGAUUUUCUAUUCUAUGUACUCAAAUAUGAGCAAAAAUGCUCAUAUUUUCUGUACUCAUCUCAGGGUUUGAGCCAGGCUAUGCCAUUGCGCCUAUCCUGCACUGCAAUUGAAAUUGUCCCUUAAAAAAAACGGCCAAGGGGACAGUUUGUCCCCUUCAAAACUUAGGGAAAACUUGAAAGGAAGCUCACACAAAGAGUUUUACUUCAGUACAGAAAUUGCAAGCUAAAACAGGACGUGGAGAGUAUCUUUUAUCACACGUUUAAAGUUCAUUCUAAAGUCACGUUUCAGUCAUACUCUACUGCACACGCACGUCUCUUGCUCAACCAAGUGUGUUGAACACACCUGGCAGUCUUUAAUGUGCUUUUCACAAACAUGGGAACUCUAAAGUUCAAAAGCCACCUUCACUAUUGUGUUUUUCGCCAUCAAUCAUAAUUACAAUCACAAGCAACAAACCUUGAAGUACAGAAACGCACAAAAAUAGAUUUAAAUCCACCAAUCACAAAUCACAAACGAUCACCUUUUGAACCCGUCGAAGUUGUUUCCUUAAAGGUCUGUUGAGAUGAUUGACAGAAGCACAAAACACAAUUGUGGAAAAUGUAGAAUUGUUGAAUGGAACUUUGUUAGAGAGCAUUACCCUGUGGGCCACAUUGCUGAACUAUGGAAAAUGCUUGCUACCCAUCAUAGCAAUGAGGUCCAAAAUUUAAUUAAGCUUUGUCGAGUCACACUUGUAUUGCCUACUGAUAUGGCUAGCUGUGAACAAGGUUUUAGCACACAGAAUUGAAUUAAGAAUGCUUUGAGAAACAGAUUGAAAGCUGAGAGGCUAGAUGUGUGCAUGACUAUUGACAUUGAGGGGCCACCUUUCAAGGACUUUGACAUUUCUACAGCCCUUGAUGUUUGGGCGAGAACCAACAGAAGAAUUAGUACAUGUACGUCUACUAGUAGUUAAGAAAGGAAUUGAAGUUUACAAGGGGAUGCCAGGACGAGAUUCUACUGUGUUACAAAGCAUAGUCAUUGAUCCUCUGUUUAAAUAUGAUGAGAGAAAAAAAGUCUUGACACCAAUAACUUAACUUUUCUUGUUUGUAUCACUUUUCUUGUAUUACAAGGAUCAGGUAAGAAAAAAAUGCUUUCGUUGACAGUAUGAAUGUGAAAAGAAAAAAAAAAGUUGAAUAAAAAUACAUUUGUCUGUCCCCCUAAAAAUAAAAAUGUCCCCCAAAAUUUUUGCUAAGGGGACAAAUUGUCCCCAAGUGAUCAAAUCCUAGCUCAAACCCUUCUCAUCCUAAUAUGAGCAGAAAUGCCCUAUUCGGGAAGCACUCCUGCAAAUGAUUUCUUAGAGUUGGUUAAUACUUUGCACAAUAAAGAUUAAUUAAAAAACAGAGUCAAUUUGAGAAUAUUUUUCAUAUUUUUGGUUUUUCAGUAUAUUGAGUGUGAUGUUUUCGGUGCUAAUUUAUUAUUAUUAAUAUUAGUUUGGGAAGUAAAGUAAGAGCUGUCACAUAAGAUAUUUGGCAUUUUUUAUUAUUUGUUUAUUCAUUAAAUUAUUUACUGUAUUUUUAAGGAGGAAGAAGCCAGAGGGUUUUUCAGACAGAUUGUUUCAGCAGUGGCUUACAUCCAUGACAGAGGAUAUGCUCAUCGAGAUCUUAAACCGGUGAGAUAAUCUUUUUUCUUUGAAAUGGGGAGAUUUAAAUUGGUAAGCUCUCAGACAAUUCUGUACAUGUAGUCAAUUUGUAAUCUUUGAAUAAGAUGUUAGGUUUUACAAAUAGUACAUGUUUAUUAAAUCAGUUGUGGGGUUUUUUUUCUAAUUUUUUUUUUUUUUCAUCCUGAUCUUGUGUGUUAUACUCAUUUAUUGUUUUUUUAGAGGGCACGGUAACGAAUCCUGCAAUCUGAUUGGUUCUUUACCCGGUCAGUAUUUUCCUAUCUCUGCCCAUGGGCCACAGUAACGCUUUCGUGAGUCGCCGAGUACAUCCCAACUUUCGUUGUCAUUUUUUCAUAAAUAUACCUCGUUUUCCGGCUGGGCAGUAUUUUAAAGCAAACAAGUCGGUCAUUACCUCAAGCCGAUAAAUAACUUAUAAAUCCUCUCUUUUCUCUCUCUCUCAAAUCACUUUGGUUGACAGAAAAAUAUUGGUUUCAGAAUGAAUUUGUAUAAACAAUAGUGUCAUUACAUUGGUUGACAAGCGGCCUAAAAACCGUCUGCAAUUAAUUUUAAUCAUUCACAAAAAGUACCCAGAAAGUUAAAACGUGAGGUAUUUGGUUACAGUUAAACUGAACUAUGGAACUUUCAUUAAUUUAAUAUCUGAAUUUUCUCGAGAAAAUUGUUAGUAGUGAAAGAGCGAGCAAAGUUUUAAUUUAAGUUCUACAACAAAUAUAGGCUCCCGGUGAGUCUUUCCAAUUCCGUUCAAUUUGGACAUUUGUACCGUAAAUUACACAACAGAAACUGAAGGAAUUUUUCGAGAAAAGGCCGCAUUAAAUUCCCUUGUGUCUCGUUGGAGCGUGCCGUUCGAAUUUAGUUUUUGUGAAGGAAAGACCAGAUUUACACACGCCAUUGCAGCAAACAAACGAGCAAACUCUCACAACUUCAAAAUAAAAAAAUUGAAUUUACUCACAAUUACUUUCCUCGCCGUUUACUUAAUGAACAGAGGUAAAUCUUCGUACAUGAAUGAAUCGUUGAUGAGAGUGAAUAAUACUUUCCGUUAGAUCGUUGACUGAUUUUGAAGAAAACAUUGUCGUGACAGUCCUUGCCAAACUAGUUCCGUUGUUUUUCAAAUGUUCUUGAUUUUUUUUUUUUUCUUACGCUCUCUAAUUGACAGGUGUCAGAUUCUGACAGAUACUUGUAAAAAUAAUGUUUCAUAGUUUGUUUGGAAGCCUUUUAAAUCACCUUUAUCGUUACGGAAAUGAAAAUGUUUCGCUGAGGAAUCUCUCUUUAAUUUGCAUCACCUCUAUUUUAACUACCAUUUACUCGCUCAAAAAUUGUUCAGUUUAUGGAAGAUCUUGCCGUAUUUACAGCCCUAAAUCAUUCGGGUUCUUUCAGAAAGAAUUUCAUCAAGUUUAAAAACAAUAAAUAUGUUAUUUACCGGCUAAGGGUCGGUCCGUAUGGUGAAAAACUGUGACCUCGGUCACAGUUUUUCACCAUACGGACCUCCCAGCCGGCAAAUAACAUAUAUGUAUUCUGACUGAAAUGGCAAGUAAAGAACUUAUCCAGUAACUUACAAGUUUUUGUAUUAUUGUUUGUUAUUCAGGAAAAUCUGCUUCUUGACGAGGAUCAGGUAAUACACAGGAGUUCCAUGAAAUAAAACUUUCUUAGAGUUCUAAAAUGAAAUACCUCAAGUUUUACCCUUACUUUGAAUAAUAGGAUUUUGAAUAAUCAGAGUGCGUGUGGUAAUUUAGCUAUUCCUAGAUCAUUUGAAAAAGAAGACCAAUAAAAAACAUGCCUUCUCUUAUACACACACAAGCAAAACAAUUUAUAUUGUGCACUAUUUUGAGAGCAUGAAUUUCUUCUUGAUCCAAGUUAUUGUUUUUCUUUGUGCAGAAUAUCAAGCUUAUUGACUUUGGUUUAGUUGCCAAACCAAGAGGUGGAAUGACUGAUCAUUUAGACACAUGUUGUGGAUCUCCCGCAUAUGCUGCUCCUGGUGGGUCAUUGUGCAUAAAUAUAGACAUAGUCUACCCCUUAGAGUACGAGUUACAGGUGGCAGUAGACUGCCACUAACUGGAUUUAGUUGAAAACCCUUCUUAAAGCAGCUGGAAGGCCCUGCUACAUGUAGUGCCUCUUUAUCAUAAGACCAGCUAUGAUUUGCAUGUUUUUCUCUAGAAUAAACAUACUUUGGGUUAAGUUUCCCUUGGUAAUUACAGUGUAACAUAAAGUUGGUUGGUGAGGCCCAAGAAAAUUAAAGAAACAAAACCAAACAAAAUGAAAAGCUGCACAUUAUACCAGAUCUACGUUUGUGUACAUGUACCUGUAAAUGCAAAUUACAUGUUAACUAGAAAAAAAUAUAUAUCACAGCAGUUUUUAAAGAAAUGUAGAUGAGACACAAGAGUUUAGAAUAACUGAAUAAUGUUCUCUGUGUCUAAAUAAAAAAGAAAAAAGAGAAAAAAAUAGCUCCAGCCAUCAAUCGAUAAUGCAUGUGUAGAUAAAGAAUGCCCUAAAUAUAAUUUACAUUGUAACUUCUUCAACCAUAUGGCAAAACUUUUCUUUGCAGAACUUAUAUCUGGCUUUCCUUAUCAUGGGAAUGAGGUAAGAGCAGCUUUUUUAAUGCAUAUUCUUCACUCAAUGAAUACCUGGGAUGGUUUGAUUAAUUUUCCUUUUGGUUUCCUCAAAGGUUGAUCUGUGGAGCAUGGGAGUGCUAUUGUAUGCUCUUCUUUGUGGCUUCUUGCCAUUUGAUGAUGAUAACACAUUUAAGCUGUACAAGCUCAUUCAGGUUUGGAAACCAUGAUUAUUAAUUUUAGACUUAGAGCUGUUUAAUUAAGGUUAAUUAAGUAUGAUAGAUGUUCAGUUUUAAAACCCAUAUUAGCUUUCUUUUUGUUAAAAUUGUAUUUUAAUUGAUUUUUCAGAAAGGAGAGUAUGAGGUUCCAGACUGGCUUUCACCAGGUAGUUAUGUAGGAUCUUUUCAUGGGCAAAUUCUUCUCCUUUGCACUUUGUCUUUGCAUGAUUUUACUUGGAGAUUUAAUAUGCAAAGGUUCUAGGACCUGUGGAGUCUAAAUCAGUUCAUUAUCCCAAAAAAGUGAGUCAUAAAUUGGACACCAGUCUUAUAGUGUUGUGAUUUUUUGCAUCUUAAUUACAGACCAUAUUGGACUCCACUAGGUCCAUUACCAUAUAACAGUCAGAAACGUAUAUAUUUGUUACAAUGUAUAUCAAGCAAGGGAAAAACUUCUGUUCCAUUUUUAAUGAAAGUAAUAAGUGACAGAUAGUUUUUUCAAAUUCUUUGGAAAUACUCUCUACUUUGCAACAAAGGGACUAUGGGAAUAUCUUUCCGAUGUUAUAAGUUACACUGUUUAGUGUACUAACAAGGCAGGUGAACUCAAAAGGAAAAAAAAAAGAGAUAACUGGAUAAUCUACAGUGGAAGAAUUGAUUGUUAACUAGUAAGUAAAUGUUAUGUGUAGAUGUUUAUCCUAUGCACCACAAAAAAGGGAAUAUACAUAUAAUCAUUAAGUGAUUCACCCCUGUCAGUAUUAAUAUGACUGGUUAACCCUAUAACUCCUGUGAGUGACCAAGACACAAUUUCUCCUUACAAUAUCAAUACAAUAUCAAGCAGACAAGCAACGAGAAUAAAGAAAAAUAUCAAUUCGGGGAUUAUAAGUUGAUCCAGUAGCAAAUUCUUAAAACUAACAUCACAGGAACUGUAUGGCAGACAGUAAGGAGAAUUACUUAUGAGAUCUUGGGAGUUAAAGGGUUAAGUAUUUCUUUUUUCAUCUUUUUACUUUUGCUUUGUUUUGGUUGUACAAUGUAUAUAGGAUAUUUAGCAAGUGUUUACUAGAGAUCUAAUACUUAUAUUUGUGUUAACAUCUUACAUGUACUUUUGGUUUUCAGGUAGUGCCAAAAUUUUGAGCCAGUUAUUACAGGUGAGUUCACCAUUUAAAAUCAUCAGCAAAUCUUAUAAAUGAUUUCAUCCACUUUACUUCUAUCAGUGCUGAAUAAAAUAAAAUGUGCUAGCAAUCUCAAUUGUUCAUGGCCUUUGAAUUAAAUAGCAGAGGUUGAGAAGUUAAGUUUGUGCUGUUUGACAUGUGUCCUAACAUUCUGCCAUAUUUAGCCUCUGUUGAAUUUUUAAAAAAAUUAAACCAUAAUUAUGAUAUUUAUUUAAUUUUAUACAGUAAUUGUAUAUACUGUAUAGAUUAGAAUCAACUUGUGGUUGGGGUUGCUUAAUUUACUUAACUAUCAACAAUUUGUUUGUUAUUGAUUUUUGUUUUGUUGCAAAAAUGUUGAGAAAAAAAAAAUUGGAAAUUUCUCUUCUUUUUCUCUUCAGGUUGAUCCCAAGAAAAGGGUCACUAUAAAGCAACUGUUAAACCAUGAAUGGAUGAUGAAAGGUUAUGCUGCACCUGUCAGAUGGAUAAGUCGCAUAAAGGUUUGUACUUUUCCAACAUUAAAAGCACAACUUCAGGUGAAAGUUGAAGGUGAACUGUAACUCUGUUAGUUUUACCUAAGCAUGGUUUGUUUUUUGUGCAGAAAACUUGCUCUGAACUUGAUUAAUCAGACAGAAAACUGAGAUCAAAGACAACCUGGUCAAGUAUAUUUUCCAGCAUUAAGACAUUUUUCUUGUUUUUUACUUUGAGCUUUCAUUGCUUUCUGUUUUGACUUGCCAUUGUGAUUACCCUGGGUUUCAGUUUUUCAAAGCUCAAAUUGAAAUGUGCUUUUGUAAAUUGAUUAACCGUUUGUUAUUGUGUAUUUACAUAACACAGUUUCUACUGUAGCAAAGACUUUCAGUUAAAACUAUGAAUGUAAUUUGUCUAUAGAAAGAUAAACCUGACCAUGAUGUUGUUCAAGAACUUGCAUCAUAUUAUGACAUGCCUGUGGAUUCCCUGUUGAAGAAUUUAUUGGAGGUACAUUUAAAAGUAAAUUGUCUUCUCAUGCAUAUGUAUGCGUGUUAGCAGAAAUUGCUUUUUAACCCUUUACACCCAACAUCAGUAUGCAUAUUCUCCAUACUGUUCUCUAUACAUUCCUAAAGUGCUGACAAGGAGAAUUUGUUUAACAAUCAAGAGCUUCUUUAGUUGGUGAUCAUUUCUCUUAUUCUCAUGACCUCAGUUUUUGAUUCAGGGGUGAUAUUAUUAGGAGAAAUUAGAUGCUAGGCACUCUCAGGGGUUAAAGGGCUACAGGUGUUAACUUCAAGUUAUUUAUGAAGGUGCUGUUUUGUUUUUAGUGGAAGUACGAUGAAAUGACUGCCUUGUAUUUCCUGCUCUGUAAGAAGAAAAGCAAGGGUCAAUUGCAAGAACUACUGCCGAGAAACUCCAAGUAAGAGGCUUGUGAAAUGUAACUGAAAUUGUAAAGAGUAAUAUUGAGCAUUAAGAAUUCAAUUUCAAAGUUGUAAAAUUGUUUUUUUUUUUUUUUAAUUAUUUUUUAAUUAACAGAUGUGUUUAUAGAAUUACUAUUUUUCUGCAGGGCCAAGACACGAAAGAGGCUUGAGAGUAAAGAAAAUGAGGUACAGUUCAAAGCAAGCAUGCUUGUGUCAUUGGAUAAGAAACAAAUAAACAAAAGAGAUAAAAACAACAACAGCAGGAAACUACGGCUUUUAAUGGUCUAAUGAUUAUCAGAUAUUGUUUCAAGUGGCUGUUAAUGGAGUUGUGAACCAAGGAAUGUUUGACUGUAGAAUGUACUGAUUAGAGAUAGUUGAGGUGAUCUUCAAAAUGUUUUUUCUUAGCAUCCCAAUGUACUCAAGAAAGAAAACACAGAAUACAUUCUCCCCCCACCCAAACCAGUGCCUUACUCUGAGCAUCAGGCCAGAAAGUCCAAAGUUAACAAGGCGGAACCUGGCAUGGAGCCUACAACAAGGAAGACCAGAGCUGGGACCUUACCUUCCAGUGUUCCCUCGACACCUACCAAGAAGGAAGCCACAGAGAUGCCUCCACCGUUAGCUCCAAUUACCCCACGCGUCAAGAAAACACCUGCAAGAGGUAUACAUGAAUGUCCAAAUGCUCAAGACAAGUGAAACGUUCUGUCGCUCUUGCACGCCAAUUUUAAAAGCUCUGGAAUUGUUUUAAAGCUGCGAGAGGGUUUGCGGUGCCUUUUAUCAGAGAACGCCCGAGUCUUGUGAAAAUUGUACCAGAGAUAUACAUAGAACGUUUUGCUGUAUAGAAAAGAGAUCGUGCGUCAAGUGUUAUGAUUCUUCUUUUAAGAAUGAAGUCACUUUCUCGAUUAAUUCUUUGGUCCGUUUGAAACUUAAGUUUUGAGUCGCGAUUGUCAGUUGACAACGUUUCUUUACAUGCAUGAAUACACUGAACUUCCAGAAAACCAAUCUGAAAAGGCCCCUUUCUUUAUACCAACGCAGAAUGGCAAGAGCUCUUGUUAAGGUGUAUACGCUUUCUCUGCCGGCGUGAGAUAUGUGUUUUUAGGGAAGGCAAAGCAGAAAGUUUUAAAAAAUCCGAAAUUUCUUUGUCUUCCUUAUAACUCUGUGCGUUGUGUUGUUUAACCUUUGUUUAUUUUGUUUGUCGUUUUAAAGGUGCUGCAGCAGAUAUACCCAUGUCACACUCAGAUUAUGAUUUUGGUAACAACAACUUAACACCAAUAUCUCAGUCAAAAAUGUAAGUCCGUUAUUCAAGGUAUUACAGUUUUGUUUUUGGCAAUUUUUAUUGAAACUAAAUCGUUGGAAAUUUUCAUGCACUAAGGUAGGAGAUGGAUAUUACAUUGAUUUCACUUUGAGUGGAGUGCUCAAGCUUGAAUGUAUUUCAGAAGGCGGUUUCCUUUGAGAAGUGAUAUGAGGGAGGGAGGGGGAAGAUCAGCUUCUUCGUGAGGCCAGCGAAACUUCUAUCGCAAGCUGUAUAAGUGAAAGGAAUGAAAACUGAUAGAAACAUUAAUUACCGUGCAUGUAGGUGGUCACAAUCACUGGACACAAACUUGGAUAAAGCCACGUCCAGAAGAACGCCAUUCAAGUCUCCAUUCACUAUUGGAAGGAAGAGAUUCGGUUCAGUGGACACACCCUCUAGUGCCAGCAAAUGGAGCUCAAGGGUUGGUAUUCUGUAAGAAAAGUUUAGGAGAGAGGUUGCAUGCAAGUAAAUUGUUUAUCUUGUUCUAGGCAGUGCUAUACUAAAGGUACUCACAAUGGUUGAGUAGCGUCAGUUCUGGCUCUAUGGAUUUCAAGUUGAGAGUAGUUUGUUAGAUUCUGGCGUGCCCCUUUGGGAAUUUCUGUUGCGAGCGAAUGAAUUUUUAAAAAAGUGCUGACUGAUGUUUUCAUUAAUUUUCUCUUGGAGGAACAACUAUUGCAUCGACAGUUUUAUAUUAGCGAUUAUUGCCUAAUCUUUCCGGUGAAGUCAGUAACAUUAACCUGUGCGAUGCAAUCAUGUUCACAUUUAUGGGUGUAAGAAAUUUCAAUUGUAACUCCACAGAGAACAUUUUUGGUAACUCUGAAGGAAAGAAAUCUGAAGUAAAGAAAUUUCACCUACGUGCACCUCCAUAGGGACAAUUUAUGGUAACUUUGAAGUCUUACUAGCUGUCUUUCGCUCUGUAGGGCAUUAUGGGCAGUAUUGAAGAUAGUCUGAACAGAAUUGUGGAGGCAAUCACACCGAGAGGUCUUGGGGGGCAUGGACCGAGAAAGGUUAAGGUAAGUUUGCUUCCUCAGGAACAACUGAGCACGUGCACGAAAAGGAAUCGUUUGUACCCGUUGAGCUUCGAAGUGCGUCCUAAUUUUUCAGAAAUGCAUUUUUUGCACCUCGAAAAGUUUAAAGGCUUAAGUGUACUCAAAUUUCUAAAGUACCAGGAGCUAAGGAAAUUCAAACUAAUGUAAGAUCUUAUACAAGUUUAUCACAGUUGUUAUACUUUUAAUCUUUUCGAUCGAUAUUUAGACUAACUCAGACCUCUAGAACUUUUAAAACCCCAUGUCUUUCAUAGGGACUUACCAUGUUGAGUGAAUAGUCACGUGAUAAAGUCUCGUAAAAAGAUCGAUUACAAAACGAUUUGAGAGAGCUGUACUCAGGAACCCAAGUAUCAAAUAAAGAGCAGUGUAAACAUUACGUAACUACGCAAACUGAAGUUUCGCUUUGUGUGUAGGAAUUGUCAUAGUUAUGUUGUUAUUCGUUGAAUGAACCUUUAUUCGUGUACACGCUUUUUCUCCUGACAGGCUCUGUAUAACGUGUCUUCAACUUCGACCAGAAGCUCAGAUGAAGUUCUCGACGAGCUAAAACGAGUUCUGGAAGGAAGAGACAUCCUCUUCAAAGAAAAAGGGUGUGUAUAUGAGGUCCUCUCGCUAUCUGAGUGCUCAAUGAUCCAAAUGUAAAAAAUAGAUAGAAAUGGUUGUCGAAAGUUAUCUGGAAUGACGCUCUGAAUUGGCCCAAAAGAACUCACGCCUUUCUCAAAACAAGGUAGAUGUACAGUAAAUUAGUGUUAACAACUCGUUGAAAACCGUAAAUUGGCCACCGUAAAGGGAAAAAAAGCUGAUCGCUCUGACGAAGGGCUAACGCUCGAAACAUCAGCUUUUUUACCCUUUAUGGUGACCAAUUUACGUUUCCAACUCAGUUGUUAACACUAAAUUACCUGCUACAUUCUCCCACCGGCGCAGCACCACAGUUUCUUUAGAAACUUGCCCCCUUUAUUUAGAUGUAUAGUAAGACUCGCACCGGACGAGACCGAGUUCUUAGCGUUUUCUCGCGCACGAGGCAUGUUAUGUUUUCGUUUGCCCUGGGACUCUAUGGCUCUAGUUUUGCAACGCGAGGUCGAAAAGUUCUAUAUAUCGCUCUAUAAUUUCCGUUUUUUUCCCUCUCCUCUGUGCAGGUAUACUCUCCGAUGCAAAUCAAUAGACGAAAGAGGAAAAGUCCUCCUCGAAUUCGAAAUGGAAGUUUGUCUUAUUCCCAAAAUGGAAAUGAUAGGUAUGUAAUCACAAAUCCUCCUUUCACAUUAUGAACAGCAGCAAUGUACAUGUAUGAUCGAUUAUUACAUCAUCUUUGCCGCUUCGCUCGCCCAACCGAAAAUCUUAAUUCACAUACAUGGGGAUUUCGUAGAUCGCAAGCGAAUGUCUUCGAGUAAAGUUAAGUUUUAAAUUUGACAUUGUAAUCAUUUUCGAAACACAUAAAAUUACUUAAUUUUGAAGGUCAAUUUUAUCGUGAAGUGAAGUAUAUGUAGUAAGUUCCUCUUGGAAACAGUAUUUGUAGGUAAGUUAUGAAGUGAGGAGAACGUUAUGAGAAAUCUUCACUUUGAAUGUUUCAAGUCUUGCAUUGAACACCGAUUGAGAAUGCUUUUGUAUUAAUCACAUGCAGGUAUACGCCGAAAGCGUAUGAAGGGCGACACUUGGGCUUACAAAAAAAUCUGCGAAGAACUCUUGUCUUCAGCGAAGCUCUGAAAACCCACUGCAGUGAGCUGUGGUUGAAGGAGUCCUGGAAACGGUGGAUUGGAAUGGAAAUUAGCCACAAAAUUAAAUUUUGCUAUCGUGUUUCAUUUGAUGACACACUAUGGUUUGCCACUGUAAAUAAUAGUAUUUUACAGUUUUAGUAUUUGCUACUAUGGAAUCAAUAUCAAUAUUUUCAUGGUGAACUUUCGGCUGUAAAUGAUUAUCAUUGGUGGUUCCCUGAAGCGAAUAGCUGCAGUUGGAAAAGUCAUGCAGAGUUUUGGUUGAAUAUGUGUAUCAGUCGAGAUUAUGAAUUAGUCUUAUUGUAAAUACACGUUACAGUUAGCUGUAAGGGAGAACUACAUUACUGAAUGACAGCUGAGUGACAAACGAUUGAAGUUGGACUUUAGGAAUUGGUGGGGGUAGGCUAAAAGAGCUUUCCAUUUGUCCCCAUAAUAGAAUUCACCUUUUGCACACGCGGCGUUAAAAGUCUCGGGUAUGUCUCCUCAUUUCGGGCGAUGUUCAGUCUGGUUAUCUAAAUACAUGAAUGGGAGAUAAAUCUCAACAUGAUGGCCAUCAUGUGAGUCAAAGGUGCUCAGGGUUUGAGAAACGCUUCUUCCCCUAAAAAAGACUGCUCUCUGUGCACCUUAGCAACCCGACCACGAUAAUAACGUCGCGUAGUUGCCAACUUCCCUCUGCGCACCCUUAGCAACACGCGCUGGUUUCACAGACCC